Radiomyces spectabilis is the source of this 1215-nucleotide messenger RNA. RefSeq lists its product as uncharacterized. Lineage: Eukaryota; Fungi; Mucoromycota; Mucoromycetes; Mucorales; Radiomycetaceae. The transcript has 3 exons. The coding region runs from base 1 to 1215 and encodes 404 amino acids. The record is from RefSeq and is a predicted model, not a curated record.
AUGACCAGUUUCUUUCCUUGCACUUCUCCAUGUUCACCAAAAGACAACCACGACCGGGAAGAACCCAACGCAUUUGACUUGACUUGGCGCAACUACCUACCUUCGAUCCAUCAGGUGUGCCCUUGUCUGCCAAGCCGUUGCUUCACCCGCCAACAGCAGCCUAUUCGCUUAGAGGAAGAGGAUCCUUCCGUACUUCUCUUUGAUCCCAACUAUUAUAAUGACCACAUCGUUCAUCGUCGAUCGGAUUAUGGUUAUUUCAUCAACGACCGAGAACUUGGUUCCGAAUUUGGCGACUAUAUGCCCAACUUUGUCACGAGGAAUCCGUUUGGCAAGUUAAAACGAAAAAACAAACGAAAGAAUAAGCAGAAAUACACAGUGAUGGAGCCCGAAGAGGACCAAGAAGGACCCAUGGUUUACGAAAUUUUUGAUGAAGAUGAAGACCAAUUAGACGCGGAGUUCCUUGGCGAUGAACAAAUUGCCAGUAUCAUCGAUGACCGAAAAAAGGCAAUGAACAUGUAUGAUGAAGCGCUCUAUGAGAAUGAUACGGUACGCAUGGGGCCUGUGGUGCAGGAAAUGCACCCAACGUCAAGGCAACAAUAUUACGCUGCGCGGACGAUGCCUUCAACCAUGAUGGAUACCACUGUUGAUCAGCAUCAUGAUGAUUCAUUCCGGGUUUCCGAACACUAUGUUGAAUCGUCAGAGCAACCCGAACCUGCAUUUGCUGCUCAGGUUUUGCUAAAUGAACAUCUUGAAGACUUGAACGAAAAAUUGACUCUUAUACGAAACAAUAUCAUGAACAUUGGCAAGCUUGACAAUUCAUCAGCUAAAAAGACGGUAGACGAAGAGAACACACACACAACGGCGCUACGAGACAUUGGCCAGCCUUCAUCCUCGGAUAGAGCUGCGUUUGAUAUUGAUUCGAUCACUUCAGAAGCCUUGAGCGAAUACGAAGCUACGUCUAAAACAAUUUAUUCACACGAAGAAACCGAGUCUUCUUCGCGACGAUAUUCCAAACUGUCUGAACUUCAAAUACCACUGUCGGAUGCUUCCCACUCCACUGCUCCUUUCGGCUCUGACCAUCAUCCGUUUUCGUAUUACUCAUCCAAUAAUAACCAUGCCGAUUCGUACACGGAAAACAGCGACAACGACAGACCUUCAUCGUUAAAUCUCAACCUCCGUACUAUUCUCGAUCUUAGCAAAAAAUGGUUCAGCUAG